ACGGCGUCGUCGACGACCCGGCCGCGUACGUACCCUGCAGUCGUGUUGGAGGCUGAGCAGUUGAUAAAAAAACAAAAAGGUCCUGUCAGCGCGAUGCCGACAACAUGUGCUGCUUAUGGGUGUACUUCUCGAGGUGUGCCCGGCAGCAACAUCCAUUUCUUCCGCUUCCCAUCGGUGAAACGUGAUCGCCAGCGCCGUGAAGCAUGGAUCAGGGCUGUGAGGCGCCAAAAUGAAGACGGCAGCCCCUGGGAGCCUUCAGGUUCGGCAAGGCUGUGUGAAAAACACUUCGUGAAAGGAUCGCCAUCCAACUCGCCCAGGCACCCUGACUACGUGCCAUCUCUAUUUGUUUACACCGAUGAGUUCAAGAAAAAGGACGCGUUUCAACGCUAUGUACGCACAGCAGCGCGUAUGAAACAACACAGUGAGCACCGACGAGCUGUUUCAGAGAAGCAGAUAGACCUAAAACAGAACUCAAUGGCAAAUGAGACGUCUUCAAAGUGUGAUGAAGACUCUGUGGAGAUGGAACAGACAGACAUGUCCGCUUCCGAGAGCACAGCAGGUUUCACUGCUUCAUCACGGGAGUGUGAAGGUGUAGCUGCAUUGCUGAUGCUUCGCACUACUGCCACAGCUAAGGAACAACUAGAGAAUGUCAGCACGAGCAGUUUCAACGGCCUGCUAGCAGAACAUACUGCAAUGAAGAAGAGAAUUGAAGAGCUAGAAGUCAGAUGUGAAAGGCUGCAAUCGCAAAGCUUUUCUGUGGACACAAUUCAUAGUACCGCAUUUGAAUUUUACACUGGACUUACGAGAAAAGCGCAGUUUGAUGCUUUGUAUGGACACCUUGAAGCGAAUGCCCAGAGAAUGGCGUACUGGGUUCCCCAAAAGAAUGAGCAGCAACAGCAAAUUGACAAAGACAGGCAGCUUUCAAAGCGAGAAGAACUGUUCAUGGUUUUGUACAGGCUACGAACGGGAGUUUGUGCAGAGGAAGUAGCCAGGUUGUUUGGCAUAUCGCAAUCUAGCCUGAGCCGCAUUUUCUGUAGCUGGAUUAACUUUUUAGAUAAGGAGCUUUCUGCCUUCACACGGAUGCCAUCUUUAGCUGAAGUACAACGACACAUGCCAGAGGCAUUUUCAGAUUUCCCUAACACGAGAGUAGUUCUGCACUGCACUGAGGUCAAAAUUCAGAAGUCCUCAAAGGUAAAAGCACAAAGGCAAACUUUUUCAACCUAUAAGCAUUUUAAUACCUUCAAGGCACUUGUAGGUGUCACACCUGACGGUUAUGUAUGCUUUGUUUCCGAGCUGUGGGGCAGUCACGUUAGUGACACCGAAAUAGUGGAGAGAAGUGGCCUCUUAAAAUGCUUGCAACCGGGUGAUGGCAUAAUGGUAGGCAAAGGCUUUCACUUGGACAGCAUUUUCCCCUCAACCAUUCAGAUCUCUAUCCCACCCUUCAAGAAAGGAAACCAGCUUUCUGCAAGUGGUGUAAUUGCUACUCGAAAGAUUGCUGGAGCUAGAAUACAUGUUGAAAGGGUUAUAAGGCGCAUCAAGGAAUUUCAUUUUUUAGAUAGGCCAGUGCCUAUAAACAUGUUGGACAUCGCCGGCAAGAUAUUUAGGACCUGUGCGCUACUGUCUAAUUUGCAGCCACCGAUUAUUGCCGUGAAUGAGCACAGUUCUAGUUCAACACCUUGUAAUAUGUAAAAUAAAUAAAUAGCAAGGGCCCGAAUGGUCGCCUUGUGUGUUGCCUUACUGGACUUGCUGUCAGUAGUUCCCACGCAUUUUCUUACACCAGCUUAGUGCGGAACUGAAUGCUGAAUACUAUAGUUCAUGGCAUACAGUAUGCUGUUUCUAUCAACAGAUGCAGCUGAGAGAGGCUUGUAGUGACAAAUACAGCAAGAGUCACAUUAUUCACAUGUAAACAUUUAAAUAACAGCUA
This is a messenger RNA of Dermacentor silvarum, 1924 nucleotides long. RefSeq lists its product as uncharacterized. The record is from RefSeq and is a predicted model, not a curated record. The transcript is spliced from 5 exons. The coding region runs from base 94 to 1689 and encodes 531 amino acids. Lineage: Eukaryota; Metazoa; Arthropoda; Arachnida; Ixodida; Ixodidae.